AUGGCUAAGAAUGAAGAAAUCAAAGUUCCUAAAGACUGGGAAGAACUUCAAACUUUUCCUACCAAAGAAAAGGAACUGUGGUUAAAAGCUACGAAAGAAGAAAUGGAAGCACUGAAGAGGAACAAAAACAUGGGAACUAGUCGAUCUUCCAAAAGGAAAGAAAUCUCAGAGAAAAUAGCCCUUUACGCUUCAGCAAUAUGGGCCAAUCCGAUGAGUGGUAGAAAAGUCAAACAGCUGGGAAUUAUACAACGACCUUACGCCUUACUCUUGUGUAAGGCCUACAGAACAACGGCCACUAGUGCAGCAGUGGUAUUAUCUGGUCUAAUGCCACAGCACAUACGCGCAGAAACUGAAGCUGCUUACGCUACUGUUAUCCAUUUAAAGAAGGAAGCUACUUUCUGCGGAAACACUUAUAGUCCAGUUCAGUAUGAGCAUCCAAAGAAUACCCUGGAGACGCACCCUGCGCACAAGGGAAGAAAUAUAAGGAUUCACGUCAGCAGAAGUGGCGAGCAAAUUACAAUACAGGAUCCACGGUACCCAAUGCAGUACUAUACAGAUGGAUCCAAGCUCGACGAGGGUACAGGUAGUGCCUUCGUCCUGCACCACCGAGGAUGCAAGGAAAUCGAGUGGAAGGGGCAUCUUCAACCAAUAAACAGUACAUUCCAGGCUGAAGUCAUAGCCAUUACCACUGCGAUUCAGCAUGCAAUUCACAGCGGGAUCACCGAUGCAAUGCUGUUUACAGAUAGCAUGUCAACGCUAUUCGCCCUAGUCAACCAUAACCACAACCUCCCCAUUGGUUUAGCGGACCUCCAGAAUAUUCUACAAUCACAUCCUCAACUAAUUGUAAAUUUAAUAUGGACUAAGGCACACGUUAACAACGAGGGUAACGAGACAGCUGACCAACUGGCAAAGGAGGCAGCAAGCAACAUAGCUGCACAGAUGGUAACUAUUCCAGCGCCACCCUCGUAUCUCAAGAGAAACUCUUAA
Molecule: messenger RNA, 987 nt
Organism: Stegodyphus dumicola
Lineage: Eukaryota; Metazoa; Arthropoda; Arachnida; Araneae; Eresidae
Source: RefSeq, a predicted model, not a curated record